AUGAUAAAUAUUUUUUUCUUACCAUUUAAGCAAGAAACAACAACAACAUCAUGCACUUCCAAUACACCUGAAGAAACAAUUAGUAAAGCACUAGAUGGAGAAGUUGUUGUAGGAUUAUUAUUAGCAAUAGCAUCACUUGUACUUAUUAUCUCGUGUGAUGCUUCGUUUAUUAAAGGUGCAAAAACACCGAUAACACUUUCAGUUGACACAACAAUUACUUUUUAA
This is a messenger RNA of Rotaria sp. Silwood2, 225 nucleotides long. NCBI's taxonomy places the organism in Eukaryota, Metazoa, Rotifera, Eurotatoria, Philodinida, Philodinidae. The record is from the annotation of a GenBank genome assembly.